AGCAGCAGCAAAUCUCCAGCGGCUGAGCGCAGGAAUUAGGUCAGGCGGUCACAGACGCGCAGGAACGGGCUCCGAGCUAAACAACACAUCCACAUAGCAGUUAAGAGCGUCCGGUCAGUUUUCUGGCUUCCAAUGCGGCAGAUCUCGCCUGUUCGGAUGUUUUGGGGUGAUGGUCCAGGCUGACAGCGCAGUGACUGAUUUUCACUGUUUCAGCUUCAGCGAGCUCAACUGAGUAUAAACAUAAAGCAGAAUGAAAAGAAGACUGAGCAAGGACAUAGAGGGCAGCAGCUCAUCCUGUGAAGAACUGAUGGAGGUUUGCAAGAGAGCUAGACAUCCUAGUGAGGACUCUGGAGAUCUGGCAUCCAACUGGGCAUGGUUACACCAGGAGGUACUGCUGCGCAUCUUUCAGUACUUGCCACUGCUAGAUCGAGCCUUUGCGUCUCAGGUGUGUCGUGGUUGGAACCAAGCCUUUCAUAUGCCUGAGCUCUGGAGAUGCUUUGAAUUUGAACUUACCCAGCCAGCAAGCUCUUACCUAAAGGCCACCCAUCCUGAUCUUAUCAAGCAGAUCAUCAAGAGGCACUCAAAUCAUUUGCAGUAUGUCAGCUUCAAGGUGGACAGUAGUACAGAAUCAGCAGAGGCAGCAUGUGACAUCCUCUCUCAACUAGUAAACUGCUCACUAAAGACCCUCGGGCUCAUUUCUACAGCACGGCCGAGCUUCAUGGAGUUACCAAAGUCCCAUUUCAUCUCUGCGCUGACAGUGGUGUUCGUCAACUCUAAGUCCCUGUCAUCACUCAAGAUUGAUGAUACGCCAGUUGAUGACCCAUCACUUAAGGUCCUGGUGGCCAACAACAGCGACACACUCAAACUGUUAAAGAUGAGCAGUUGCCCACAUGUUUCCCCUGCUGGCAUCCUGUGUGUUGCUGAUCAGUGCCAUGGCUUGAGGGAACUGGCACUGAAUUACCACCUGUUGAGUGACGAGCUCCUCCUUGCACUCUCCUCAGAGAAGCAUGUGCACCUAGAGCACCUACGCAUUGAUGUGGUGAGUGAAAACCCUGGUCAACAGUUCCAUACCAUCAAGAAAAGCAGCUGGGAUGCCAUGGUCCGCCACUCCCCAAAGUUCAACUUGGUCAUGUACUUCUUCCUCUAUGAAGAAGAAUUUGGCCCUUUCUUUCGUGAUGAAAUUCCUGUCACGCACCUUUAUUUUGGCCGUUCAGUCAGUAAGGAUGUGCUUGGCCGCGUAGGCAUGAACUGUCCUCGACUUGUGGAGCUGGUGGUCUGUGCUAACGGUCUGCGCCCGCUGGAUGAGGAGCUGAUCCGCAUUGCCGAACGCUGUAAGCAGCUGUCUGCCAUUGGCUUGGGGGAGUGUGAAGUGUCUUGCAGUGCAUUUGUGGAGUUUGUGAAGAUGUGUGGCCGACGCCUCUCACAGCUCUCCAUUAUGGAGGAGGUGCUCAUCCCUGACCACAAGUAUAGCCUGGACGAGAUCCACUGGGAGGUGUCCAAACACCUUGGUCGUGUCUGGUUCCCUGAUAUGAUGCCUACGUGGUAAAACACUAGCAGACCAGUUCCCUUCUCACAUUAGUACAUUCAUAACGAGUACACCCAGCUUAUCACUUCACCCUAUAAGGCAGUCAGUUUCGACACUGACUUGAUAUGUUUCUAUAUGUUUUCUCUUCAAGAAGUAUCAUGGAGAUUCUCAUUGUGUUUGAGAUAUUGCUUUUCUUUACAUGUGUAAUAGCAUCAGGGGUUUUAGGUGGAAAAUCUUUACAGGAUCAGACACUUUGAAUAGCGUGGCUUGUUUUCUGAAAAGACUGAUGCCAUAUGUUGUGUACAUAGUGAAAAGUAUGAAUAUGAAAGAAAUAAGCUUGUGUCCAGCACAUAAUGGUAAUACUACAGUGUAGUAAGCUUUUAUAUUCUAAUUGGAUCACAUAGGAGAACAUAAAAAGGCCUGCAUAAUUGUACCAUGUUAGGCUGAUCAUUAAUGUAGCUACAUAUUCCAAAUGUCCACAUGUUCAGUAAUUUUUCUGGAACCUACAUAUAGGAUUUCUAAUUUACAUCUAAUUAAUCCUCAUAAAUCAGUGGUCACUAACUCACAUUUUUUUUAUUCUUGGCUGUUUGUCAAAUUAUAUUUAUGUAUAUUGUUACUAAUGUGGUGGAGAGUGAAGUAUUGUCAGUAAUAGUGGAGGACUCAUGGCAAAAGUCUUAUUCGUUGAUGGAGCACCUUGAAAGCUGCCAGAGUUUGUCCACCAGUAGGGAGUGCAACUAAGAAACUGUCAGCUCCCAGCUAAACGUUUUUCAAAAGCUCUGCUGAAGACUCGCUGCUUUCUUGACACAGAAUAAUUGGGAAUUUGACAAAGUACAACAUCUUCAGAACAUUUUUCCACUCGGUUGCACCUUCUGUCUUGGAACAAAAACUGCUUUGCAGCUUUAGUGGACUGUCUUAUCUUCUUCUUUGCCCAUUGUUUUUGUUUGUUUCUCAAGUAUGUUACAGUAAUCUUAACUUACUCCAUCAGCUAAAGGGGAAGUUCUUGGUUGAAAAGGUGACCACCAAAAGCAGACUAAAUGGAAAUGAAUGGCUGUUUUCUCAUUGCACCACAAUUAGUGCUAAAAUAUAUGGUAGCAAGCUGUAUUGGAGUCCCUGUGACAAAGACAAACCAAUUGUGUUAGGAUUUGAGGACUAAAUGGGGAGAAAACAGAAAUAAGAAAAAAAAAUCAUUUUUUACUUUCAGGCUUACAGAUAGGUCCAAGAUAAAUGGAAAGCCUUUACUGCACAUUGAAUUCAGUACUACCUAUGAGUCUGUUGACUGCUUUUAAUUUUAUAUACGACAAUAAUUUUUUUACCCUAAUUCAAACAGAUUUCUUCCUGCUAGGACAAUGACUUUUGGUUAAGCUGUUGUGUAUUUGUAUAAAUCGUUUUGUACAGUUAAUAUAAAGCACCUUAAAUGCAUACCAAAUUAAUCACAAACAUGAGCGAACAUGUGGAGAAGGAUUUUUUAUCUCUUGAUGGUUAUUUUGUAAGUUAGCAAUUACUUCUAUUUUUAAAGCAGCAGAAUGUGUGGGGUAUAGUUUUUACCUACAUGUAGUUCAUUGAUACAGAGAAGUUGGGACUGCAUGACACAAUCAGUUCAAAUAACCUGAGAGAGUAAAGUUUUAAGAUGAAGGUCUGCUGUUCUGGAAAUUAUUUGGAAAUGUCUAAAUGGAUUUGUGGCAUGUUUUGGAGUGUGAUCUGGUAGAUAUGGCUUUGCGAAACAUAAACAAAGUUUGAUGUAAUUUAAUCAUUUUUUACAUCUUCGACCAUUUUCUAGUUCUAUCCUAGGUUGAAUGAUCAGAACAUGCAUUAUGAAAAAUGAAUCAGGACCUGAUUGCACCCUGUUUAUCAUUCAGUUGAAGAAGUCACUGGAGUGAAGUGCUUAAUUUUUUUUCUUUAAGAAGGAAGUCCCCUAUGCCUGUAUAUAAAAUGCUGCCUGUGUGAUAAUGAAUAGAAAUAUACGUAUUUCUUUUUCUUUUCUCCUCUGUCAGGGUUGGAAUUUGCAAUGAUGAUCUUUCAUUAGAGCGAGCAUGGUCCUUUGGUAGAUCUUCUACCACUAAUUAAUUUGGUUAUUCAUAUAAUUUAUUAAUAAGCCUUUGUAUUAACUCAUUUAAAAUGGUUUAAUGAUUUCUGAGCUGUUCUGAGUCCUUUCAGUAUGUUAACACUGCUGUAAUUUCCCAUCAAAAAACUAAUGUUAGCACAACUAAUUCAGUAACACUUAAAAUCAGACACAAAAAAUAUGCUUGUUUAGCUUUUUAUUGGAGUGACAAGUGAAAAUCAAGUUUGUUGGUGAGCAGUGCUUUACCCAAAAUGCAAGAAAAUGAGUCACUCAUUUGUACAUACUGAUUUACAAGAGUGAAAUGUCUAUAAUGGUUUUGUCUAUAUGAAAGGUUUAUGACUCAUAGCCAGCGUUUUCAACUGACAAUAGUGUUCUUUUCUCAAAAUGAAUACCUAAGUACUGUUUUGGGGGAAAAAACUUGAUGUGUGAGCAUCAGCUUGUUGUUUUCAACAUACUCACUUGCUUCUCAUUUUGCAUUGUUCCAAUAAAUUACAUAAAAUUCCA
Messenger RNA from Colossoma macropomum (tambaqui), 4088 nucleotides. It is a transcript of the gene fbxl3a, whose product is annotated as F-box and leucine-rich repeat protein 3a. The transcript has 5 exons. The record is from RefSeq and is a predicted model, not a curated record. Bases 251 to 1546 code for a protein of 431 amino acids. Gene Ontology annotation, biological process: entrainment of circadian clock by photoperiod; SCF-dependent proteasomal ubiquitin-dependent protein catabolic process; regulation of cell cycle. Gene Ontology annotation, molecular function: protein binding. Gene Ontology annotation, cellular component: cytosol; SCF ubiquitin ligase complex; nucleus. NCBI's taxonomy places the organism in Eukaryota, Metazoa, Chordata, Actinopteri, Characiformes, Serrasalmidae.